Polyodon spathula (Mississippi paddlefish) is the source of this 1835-nucleotide messenger RNA. RefSeq names its product trafficking protein particle complex subunit 2. Gene Ontology annotation, biological process: endoplasmic reticulum to Golgi vesicle-mediated transport. Lineage: Eukaryota; Metazoa; Chordata; Actinopteri; Acipenseriformes; Polyodontidae. Gene Ontology annotation, cellular component: TRAPP complex; nucleus; cytoplasm. The transcript has 5 exons. Bases 114 to 536 code for a protein of 140 amino acids. The record is from RefSeq and is a predicted model, not a curated record.
UUCUGUCAAAAUGUGCCUAUCCCUUUAACUUUCAAUGAUGUCAUCAUCCUGUGCUGCCUGCUGUAACCUGACCAAAGGAAGGUUUUCCUGUUGCUGAUGCUGGAGAUUUAACAAUGUCAGGAAGCUUCUAUUUUGUUAUUGUUGGCCACCAUGAUAACCCAGUGUUUGAAAUGGAGUUUCUACCAGCAGGAAAAACAGAGUCAAAGGACGACCACCGGCAUCUAAACCAGUUCAUAGCCCAUGCUGCUCUUGACCUGGUUGAUGAGAACAUGUGGACAUCAAACAACAUGUACCUCAAAACAGUGGACAAGUUUAAUGAGUGGUUUGUCUCUGCCUUUGUCACAGCUGGACAUAUGAGAUUUCUCAUGCUCCAUGAUGUAAGGCAAGAGGAUGGGAUAAAGAACUUUUUCAAUGAUGUGUAUGAUUUAUAUAUAAAGUUUGCGAUGAAUCCAUUUUAUGAACCAAAUGCUCCCAUUCGAUCAACCGCCUUUGACAGGAAAGUUCAGUUUCUUGGCAAGAAGCACCUUUUGAGUUAAUUUCUACUGCAUUGUGCUGCAUAUACAGCAGCUCUGAUUUGAACUGGGUUCUUCUAUUGAACUGUGCUUAUUAUAAUGCAUUUUCCAUGGUGGCAAUUACCAGUUUAAUUCCGAAACAUUUUCUAAGACAACAGGUAAGCAGUGAGAAAGGAUAUAUUCCAAAAAUACACUGCACUGUUUGUUAUUGUCAAGCCUUAAAGAUUUUGCUGUUUCAUUAUCAACGCUAUUAAGAUAAUUCAUAAUAUUUUGAACAUUAAGAGUUUGAGCCUAUGGUGAAAGUGGUUCUCUUAAUAGUAUUCAACCUCUCAAACCCACAUUGUUUCAGUCAUAGCAUUGACGAAGAACUGGUGUCUGACCUUGAGACUGGUUGGUGUUUUUCUUGUUGUGAGGUAAUACUUGAAGGAAGCUCACAUUAGCAGUAGUAUCCCUGCAUUGUGGGUGAAAAGAGGGAUUUUAUCUCCAACAAACUCCACGUUUAUUGAGGUUGGCUUUUAUCCUUGGCAUAAUUCCUAUUCCUAUAAAAAUGACAUCUUCCAUAUUUUAAGAAUUUAAAAAAAGCUGUGCUAGUAUUAACAGUAUAUUUGAACCAACAGUUCAUACAAAAUAUGUGAAUUAUUUGAUAAAGCUAUAAAAUGUUCCAUUAAUGAAUGUUGGUUACAAUUAAGACAAGUAUAUAACUAUCAGGAACCCUGCUUUGGAGUAGAAAAAAAAUAAAAUUACCCUUUGAAACAUGAGCAUUUCAAUCUUCAUUGAUUAUUCAAUGUUUGAUUGUCAUUAUAAAAACAAAAAUAAUUGUAACUUAUGACAUGCUUUUACUUAAUGUAUUUUUUUUUUGUUUUAACAUGUGCCUUAUGUUUUUUUGUUUUUUUUGUUAAGAAAAAAUCGGAAUGGUUCAGUUGAGUCUGUUAAUUGAUUUUAUGCAUAUUAAUACAAUAUGUAUUUUAAUUGAGAAGGGUACAGAGACGUCGAUGCUGAAAUCUGUGACAAUGUUGAAAAUAUAAUAUGUAGUUUUGUUGCUCAAGUGAGUGUGUGAGGCCACAGAUGACCCCCAGUAAGCCCUUUCUUAAUCAAUCCUACAGUGAUGUUGGUAACAUCAACUUUUAUGAAUCUGUAAUUCAUCCCAUUUCAUUACUGGUAUCAUGGUUUGAUAUUCUUAUGUCUAUUAUUGCUUACUUUUAUGUUACAGUACCUAACAUAAAAGUAAGCAAUAAUAGAAUUAAGCAAACAUGGCCCCAACGGCCACCUCCUCCCUCAGUCUCAAUGUCCCGGAAGAAGGGUCUGGAGUAAUCCAUGGGGGUG